GUGUGCUGCAUUUCUUCCGCGUCUGACUUGUUGCUGUUGUACUUGUCAUUCAGACAUCCCAGGAAUUCAACGCGACUAGAAACAAGCCAGCUCGCCAUAAUAAGGACAUUUUAAGUUGAGAUCACGUACUUGUUGCCGAGAAAAGUGAAGAGAAUAUAAUUUAUUCUCAAAAUAGGAAAAGUGUGGAGAAACGCGGCAGCUACAGACACUGCAGCAUGCAGAUGUGAGGUCAGACAUCAGAAACCCCUGCUAUCCUUUGCUGCAACCCUGGACUGAGUGACAUCCUCUUCAUCCCCUUCAUCGUCAUCCUACAUGCUCUUACAUGAAGAGAGGGGAGAAACCCGAAGGAUACAGACAGAUGAGACCCAAAACAUUUCCCACCAGUAACUAUAGUGGCAACAGCCAACAAAUGCUGCAGGAAAUACGGAACAGUCUGCGCAACUUGUCUAAACCCUCUGACCCACCUAAAGUGGACAUUGGUGGAGCAGGAAAAAUGCUUCCUGAGGACUCAAGGCAACAGGGGCGCUGCAGCAACCCCAAAAACCCCCACCAUAAGGCCUUACAGGAGAUCCGCAAAUCCCUGAUGCCUUUUGCCAAUGAACCCACUACUUCAGGCCCUCAAGCUAACAAACCCAUGUCGCUGGAACCCCCAUUUGUUGGGUUUGAGGAGAGCAACAGUCGCAGUAUGGGGGCAGACUACAUGUCUAAGGUGAGCUACCAGGACUCGAUGAGGGAACAGAUGGCUUCUGCCAACUCCAACACUACAGUUCUGAAAGCCCCAGGAGCUUCUCACAUCCCGCAGGCUGUGCUGAGGAGACCAAGCUGGAAAGGCUCUAAGGAGUCUUUGGCUCCUCGACACGGUCCUCUCAUGGUGGAUGGAAUGAUGUACCGCUCAGACAGCCCGGGACCACCUCCUGCCUUCCCACAGGGUCACCCUGGUAACAGCCAGAGAGUCAAUCCUCCACUGCCACCACAGGUGCGCAGUGUCACACCUCCACCAAACCGCGGUGCCAUGCCUCCUGCACCAUCCUGGGACAGCAACCCAUCAACCAAGCGCUUUUCUGGCAACAUGGAUUACCUUGUGUCCCGCAUCUCUCCAGUACCCCAGGGAGCCUGGCCUGAUGGAUACCAAGCUGCUGCUCCUCAGAAUCAGCGUGGGAUCAGCCCAGUGCCAAUGGGCCACCAACCCAUCAUAAUGCAAAGCUCUGGGGGGAGUAAGUUCACAUUCCCCCCCAGCUGGUCUCAAAGUGGCUCCUCUCAACCAGACUACAUGCCGGGGAGCAGCAGACAGCCUCCUCCGCCAUACCCGGUCAACCAGGGCAGCCGACACAGUCCCACUGACCAGCAGAUGUUGGCCGGAGGACCUGCAUCAUCUCCGUCUUAUGUCAACGGUGGGAACAUCCCUCAGUCCAUGAUGGUUCCCAACAGGAACAGUCACAACCUUGAUAUGUACAACAUUGGCCCUCCCCAGUCCUGGUCCCAAGCUCCUCUGGCUCCCAACCAGCCCCAGUCUUCUCCUGGCAACAGCAGCAACCAGGAUCUGUCCCCAUCCUGGCAACACAACAUGCCAGUCCGUUCCAAUUCCUUCAACAACCACCAACUGAACGGCAGAGCGGCCCACCCAGCCAGCUCCCAGCCCUCUGCCACCACGGUCACUGCCAUCACCCAGGCUCCCAUCCUGCAGCCAGUCAAAAGCAUGCGGGUACAGAAACCUGAGUUACACACGGCUGUCGCCCCAACACACCCUCCAUGGAUGCAGCAGGCUCCACCGCCUCCAGCUGCACCUGCCUACCAAGAACCCCCAGCCCCUGUACCUCAGAUCCCUGCUGUAGAAGUUCCCAGCUACCAGGGACCCCCUCCACCCUAUCCGAAGCAUCUCCUCCAGCAGCAGGCUGCACCCUGCCCCCCUGCCUACGAUCAAGGGGCCAGUAAGCUCAGCGCGGGCAGAGAGGAGCCCGCUGAAGAGGACAGCAGCGGCGGUGACAGCUCCCGAGACAAGACGACGGAAAGCUCCGAAAGCACCUCAGCGACAGAGAAGGAGAAGAAGCAAAUCACGACAUCGCCUGUUCCUGUACGGCGGAAUAAGAGAGACGAAGAGCGGAGAGGGGAGUGCGGGAGAGUUGCGCUGUACUCCCCCCAGGCCUUCAAGUUCUUCAUGGAGCAGCAUGUGGAGAAUAUCCUAAAGAACCAUCAGCAAAGGAUUCGGAGGAGGAAGCAGCUGGAAAGUGAGAUGCAAAGGGUGGGUUUGUCUUCAGAAGCUCAGGAGCAGAUGCGUAUGAUGCUCUGCCAGAAGGAGUCCAACUACAUCCGGCUAAAGCGGGCCAAGAUGGAUAAAUCCAUGUUCAAACGCAUCAAGACCCUCGGCAUUGGAGCCUUCGGCGAGGUGUGCUUGGCCAGAAAAGAGGACACGGGAGCGCUGUAUGCCAUGAAAACGCUCCGUAAGAAGGACGUGCUGCUGCGAAACCAGGUGGCCCACGUCAAGGCUGAGAGGGACAUCCUGGCUGAGGCCGACAACGAGUGGGUGGUGCGCCUCUAUUACUCUUUCCAAGACAAGGACAACCUGUACUUUGUCAUGGAGUACAUCCCUGGAGGGGACAUGAUGAGCCUUCUCAUCCGGCUCGGCAUCUUCAAAGAAGAGCUGGCCCAGUUCUACAUCGCAGAGCUCACCUGCGCCGUGGAGAGCGUCCACAAGAUGGGCUUCAUUCACCGAGACAUCAAGCCUGACAACAUCCUCAUAGACCGAGACGGACACAUAAAGCUGACCGACUUCGGCCUUUGCACGGGCUUCCGCUGGACACAUGACUCAAAGUAUUACCAGAGUGGUGACCAUGUGAGGCAGGACAGCAUGGACUUCAGCAAGGAAUGGGAAGAUCCAGCCAACUGUCGCUGCACAGACCGUCUGAAGCCGCUGGAGAGGCGAAAGGCUCGGCAGCACCAGCGCUGUCUGGCACAUUCGCUGGUCGGGACGCCCAACUACAUCGCACCAGAAGUGCUGCUCCGAACAGGAUACACCCAGCUGUGUGAUUGGUGGAGUGUUGGUGUGAUCUUGUACGAAAUGGUUGUUGGACAGCCUCCCUUCUUAGCGACCACGCCCCUGGAGACACAGCUGAAGGUGAUAAACUGGAAGAGCAUGCUGCACAUUCCCCCGCCAGCCAAACUCAGCCCGGAGGCAUCAGACCUCAUAGUCAAAUUGUGUCGCGGCCCGGAGGAUCGCCUCGGCAAGAACGGCGCCGACGAAAUCAAAGCUCACCCUUUCUUCAAGACCAUCGACUUCUCCAGCGACCUGCGGCAGCAGGUGGCGCCCUAUAUCCCCACCAUCGCCCACUCCACAGACACCUCCAACUUUGACCCUGUGGACCCAGAUAAACUGUGGAGCAGCGACAGCGACGGCGAGGGCAACCUCAACGACACUCUCAACGGCUGGUUCCGCAACGGCAAACACCCCGAACACGCCUUCUACGAGUUCACCUUCCGCCGUUUCUUUGACGACAACGGCCACCCGUACAGCUGUCCCAAACCCAUCGAGUAUGAGGGUUAUAACGGGGACGAAGCGGACUCAGAGGGCCCGGUGCACGAGGCAUCCAGUAGUUCAGCCUCUCAGGGCCGGGACCUGGUCUAUGUGUAGCAUCUGAGGCCAGCUGAGCUACUUGUACAUGAUGCAUUUGUGGAGGUGUUUGUGCGCGCGUGUGUGUGUGUGCGUGUGUGUGAAUGAGGGAUUGCAGCAGUGCAGCAUUUAAACUGCUUGAACACAGGAACGUAUGUUUUUAGGAGCAGGCAGAACACUCUGCAGCACACGCUCACAUCAGCAGACUUGGACUUCAAAACCUGAUGUUCAGACUACAAGUUAAGGGAAUAGUUAAUCAUUUUGGGAAAAUCCGCUCAUUUGCUUUCUUUUCGAGAGCUGGACAAGAAGUUUGAUGCCACUUUUUUCCCCACUCUGUAUUGUAAAUAUGAAGCUGCAGCCUAUUAGAUUAGCUAAACUGGCAAAUGGGCAGCUUGUCUCUGUCUCAAGGUAACAGUCACCCAUCCAGCACCUUUGAUAGUAACAAGUUACGUCUCACUUACAAGCACCUGCCUGAAUACUGACUGGGCCACGUUUGUGCAGCUGUAUGUUUGGUUUGGUGAAACAGUAGUUGGUGAUGCAGUCACUUCCUGGAGUCUCUGCUUGUUGCCUGGUAACCUCACAGGGUUGACAACACACCUGAAAGUCAGUGCUCCAUAACAUUUGAUAUUGUCAAGACUAAUAACAAAGAAUAUACGUGGUUACAUGUAUUUUAAGGAGAGCGGUACAUUUGUCCAAAGUGACACCAUUCAACAUUGUUAUUCUACACUUCACAACAUAUUAUUAUUUCAUGUUAGCCAGUAGAGGUUUUAGAUUUUAGAUUUGCUGUCAUUUAGGAUGGGAGAAACGUGCUAACAUUUAGAAAAGGUGACGAUGACUGAGGAGUUUUAGGUAAAUGUUGACAGCAGCAUGCAUGAGAGCUAAAACACAUCCUCUAAAACGAACUUUUUCACCAACUUCCCAAAACUCUACAGAAUGACUGCCUCAUUCUGCGGCAGCCACAGUAUCAAGGCUGCCCGCACACGUUGUUACCUUUGGCGAGAGCGACGUUAGCCAUUGGCCCGUUUCCAGUCUUUGUGCUGAGUUAAGCUCGAGUUAAGCUGUUGGCCCCAGCUUCAUGUUUGUGUGUUUUGUUUUGUUUUUUUCUCAAAAAUAUAAGAACUAUUCCUUUAAUGUGUGAAAGGUACACUGUAUGACGUGUGCUGCCUGAAAACCUUCAGAGGAACAGAAAGCAGAGGAGAAUCAGGGUGCUCUCUUUGACGACUUAUCGCAACCCCCCCCCCCCCCCCUUAAAGCCUUAAUUUAUUUAAGAAAAUUGGAGCUGGUGAUGCUAGUGUAGAUGCUGUUUGAGUGUGGGAAUUUGUGUUGUUGGAAUUACAUUUACUGGUAAAAAAUUGUCUUAAUUUAUAUUUUAAUGUCUGUUGCAAUGGGGAUUUAGUGUUGUGACUCAUAGAAAUUUGCAGGGAUAAAUCGUUCUAAUUAUUCAUUGCUGUGCCUUUUUUUGAUCUUUUGUUGCUGUUGUUUUUUAAUCUUUCACCAAAUAUAAAGAGGGUUAAUAAUCAGACUGGCAUGAGAGUAGUAGUAGUUGAUUGAACUACAGUAGACUUUUGUUGUUUUAUUUUUCUAAUUUAUACCUAAAAUGUAUUUAUAAAUUAAGUUGUAUACAGUUGAUGUAAAUAUUUUUCUCUUCCCUGUGAGCUGAUUUUGUUCUUUAGGGCAGGCCCUCGUCAGUGUCCUCUGCUGCUGCCUUCUGUCAAUAUGUCGCGUCCUUUUCCGUCUCUCCUACACCUUGAAUACCCACAACACUAACUCACAGGACUCUGAAUGCAUUUUAAUUCUUUUUUUUUUUUGUACAACUUAACGUCUUUAUCACCAUUCGGGCUUAAUACUCGUCUCUCAACCAAAGCACUAAAUAGGUGGGUUUGGACUUUUUCUUUUGCUGUAAACCCACGUUUAGAAAAUGAAAGAUCACAAGACCAUGAAGUUAGUUUUUUGUGGCGUUACACUAUUAGCUAGAAAUGCCUUGCUUUCGGGCACAUAAGCAUUGUCCAAGAAACUGGCUUAAAACCCCAGUUCCUUCAACAUCAUAAUCUCGUUUUGUGUCUUUGAGAAACACUACACCCGACCGCCACGUGCCUCUGUACUGAUAUACAAGGAAAAAUAAACUGGAUUGAUGGACUGACGGUGGAGGGAAGAACUGCCCUCCGCGGUGAUCAUUUUGUAACCCGCUGUACUUUUCUGUGAUUAAGAAAAGAUCUCUGAAUGUAGUUAUGGAUUUAUUGGUGACCACUGGCGUUCUGCACUGGUUUUGUGUUUUCAUUGUUAAGUGAGAGAAUUUUAUUUUUGUGUACAUCGUUGCUCUGGGAGGUUGGGUACAGAAGAGGGUGAUAAAAUAAAGAAUGUAAAAAAACAAAA
Molecule: messenger RNA, 5977 nt
Organism: Scatophagus argus
Lineage: Eukaryota; Metazoa; Chordata; Actinopteri; Scatophagidae
Gene: lats1
Product: large tumor suppressor kinase 1
Exons: 8
Coding region: 323-3625 (1100 amino acids)
Biological process (GO): positive regulation of apoptotic process; peptidyl-serine phosphorylation; G1/S transition of mitotic cell cycle
Molecular function (GO): ATP binding; protein serine/threonine kinase activity
Source: RefSeq, a predicted model, not a curated record